Molecule: messenger RNA, 1882 nt
Organism: Jatropha curcas
Lineage: Eukaryota; Viridiplantae; Streptophyta; Magnoliopsida; Malpighiales; Euphorbiaceae
Product: Core-2/I-branching beta-1,6-N-acetylglucosaminyltransferase family protein
Cellular component (GO): membrane
Molecular function (GO): glucuronosyltransferase activity
Source: RefSeq, a predicted model, not a curated record
AAGGAAAAAAAGUUCUAUACAAAUUGUUUGCUUUGCCGUGUUGGGUCAAAAUCCUAAGCUUUCUCCCACUCUUGCUUUCUUUCUUUCUUUCUUCUCCAUUGUAACGGAAAUUCCUAAGCCUUAGAGAGAGGAAGCAAGAAAAGCAAACAAACAAUCGACAAAACAGAGAGAGAGAGAUUCUUUAUAAGUUUAAACAAACUGAGCCACUUCUCUUCAUACACGUCCUCUAUACGAUCACCCACCUUUUUUUUUUAUAUAUUUAUUUUCCUUUCUUUAUUAUACUCUCUCUCUCUCUCUUUUCCCUUUCGUUCUCUCUUUGUGUUCUUCUCUCUCCUAUCUCAUUUUGUCAUUUAUUUAAUAAGAAGUUACAAACAUUGUAUAUGGUUCCUCUCUUCUCUUCUAAAGGUUCUUGAACUCCCAUAAGAACCAUAAAGAUAGCUUCUUGAAGUUGUCACGAACAUUUGCAGCUUUAGUUUCAUUUGGAAUUCUAUUUUUAAGGAAAGAAAUCAACAGAAAGGAAUAGUAUUUGAUAUUUGAUCUGGCUCAUAUGUCUAUCUGUUGAGAUGGGCAAACAACAAAAAUUUGGGAGUUGAGGAUCGGUUAUCAGAACCCAUGAUAAGGUCUUGCAAUGGGGACCCUAAACAUGGAGAAGAAAUGGGUUUUCCCUUUAGUCAUAAGCUCUCUAAUAUGUGUAUUCCUUUUAGCAACUUCCUUCAAUAUGGGCCUCAUUUCUUCAUUACAUACUAUCAAUCAAAUUUUCAACAUUUUUCCAUCUCGAAUGAACCAAUCAAUGGAAGGUUAUGCAGAAACUAAGGUUUCACGAUCAACUUCUCAGAGUCCUGGAAUUCCUAAAUUUGCCUACUUGAUUUCUGGGUCUAAAGGUGACUUGGAAAAACUUUGGAGAACACUUCAUGCCCUUUACCAUCCACGGAAUCAAUAUGUUGUUCAUUUGGACCUUGAGUCUCCGGCCGAGGAAAGAUUAGAGCUUGCUUCCCGAGUUGAAAAACAUCCUCUUUUUUCUAAUGUUGGGAAUGUUUAUAUGAUCACCAAAGCUAAUAUGGUUACUUAUAGAGGACCUACCAUGGUUGCUAAUACACUUCAUGCUUGUGCAAUUCUUCUCAAGAAGAGUAAAGAUUGGGAUUGGUUUAUCAACCUCAGUGCUUCUGAUUAUCCUCUUAUAACUCAAGAUGAUCUUCUUGAUACGUUUUCAACCAUAAACCGAAAUUUGAACUUUAUUGAGCAUACAAGUCAAUUGGGUUGGAAGGAGGAAAAAAGGGCGAUGCCUUUGAUUGUUGACCCUGGGCUCUACUCAAAUACGAAGUCAGAUAUAUACUGGGCCACACCACGAAGAUCCUUGCCGACAGCAUACAAAUUAUUCACCGGUUCAGCAUGGAUGGUUCUCACACGUUCAUUUGUAGAGUACUUAAUUUGGGGUUGGGAUAAUCUACCGAGAAUCUUACUUAUGUACUACACAAACUUCGUCUCCUCUCCUGAAGGCUAUUUCCAUACUGUAAUAUGCAAUGUACCUGAGUUUGCUCAGACGGCUGUCAAUCAUGAUUUACACUACAUUUCUUGGGACAUGCCCCCCAAGCAACACCCACAUAUACUUUCACUUAACGACACGAAGAAAAUGAUCAACAGUGGUGCUGCCUUUGCAAGAAAAUUCAAAAAAGACGAUCCUGUCUUGGAUAAGAUUGAUAAGGAUUUACUCGGUCGAAAGAAAGGAGGCUUCACUCCUGGUGGAUGGUGCUCUGGUAGCCCCAAAUGUUCGAAGGUUGGCGAUCCGAAUAAGAUCAAACCAGGCCCAGGAGCCAACAGAUUUAAACACCUCAUAGCUAGAGUAGCUUUGUUGUCAAAGCUUAACCAAAACCAGUGUAAAUAG